Molecule: messenger RNA, 563 nt
Organism: Aspergillus versicolor CBS 583.65
Lineage: Eukaryota; Fungi; Ascomycota; Eurotiomycetes; Eurotiales; Aspergillaceae
Exons: 4
Coding region: 233-445 (70 amino acids)
Biological process (GO): vacuole fusion, non-autophagic
Molecular function (GO): endopeptidase inhibitor activity
Source: RefSeq, a predicted model, not a curated record
CUAUGGGCCCCUGGUCUUUAUCAGCAACUAGUUGCGGUAAAUGGUGAAACCCCUUAUCUAAUUACGGCGGAUUGCCUAUUGAGUCACCCCUCCCCGGCAACGACAGGCUAUAUAAAUCCGCGCUCCCGCCCUUCGGCUGGAGGACCCUCUAAUCUACGAUCCACCCUAUCUUUCACCCAAGCAUCACUCUCCCUCUGCCGCUACUCCCCCACUUGUUCUGCAAUCAACCAAGAUGCCUCUGUACAAUGUUACCCUGAAGAAGGACUCCCCCCCUGAGGAGCUCGAGAAGGCCAAGAACACUGCUAAGGAUAAUGGUGGAACAAUCAAGCACGAAUAUACCCUCAUCAAGGGCUUCACUGUUGAACACUCCGAUGACCUUGUUGUUGCUUUCAAGUCGAGCCCACAUAUCCACGUUGAGGAGGACGCAGAGGUCAAGACCCAGUGACCGCGGACUUUGUUCGUGCGCUUCCUGGGUUUUUUGGCAAUGACAAGCGAUAGAGCAAGAGAUACCGAUACCUGGAGGAUUUCUCCUUUUUCUUUUCUUUUCUUUCUUUCUUUUUUUU